AUGGCGCCUCGUGGAUGCGGUUGUGGUCAAGGAAGAGGUCAAACUAGUAAUGAGGAACCCAAGACAAAUAGGAAUAACCCGGUUAACUUCAUGGCUGCUUUGGAGAAUAUGGUUGCUGCGAUGCAGGCCACUGUAGAAGCACUUGGGCGACAGGUGAACAAUGGUAAUGGCGUAAAUGGAAAUCAAGGCCCAAUGUCACUGGCAACCUUUUUGAAGGUCAAUCCAUCGAUAUUCAGAGGGACUACUAAUCCGACUGAAGUCGAUAACUGGUUUCAGCUGAAGCGAGGUGCAAUGUCAGUGGCUGAGUAUACGAACAAAUUUAAGGAAUUGUGCCAGUUCUCUCGAAUCUGUCAGAGCGCUCCAAAAGACUUCGAGGAACAGAAAUGUAUCAAAUAUGAAGGAGGACUACAAAGCAACAUUCUGAGCACUGUAAGUCUUAUGGAAAUAAGAACUUUCUCUGAGUUAGUGAACAAAAGUAGGGUGGCUGAGGAUUAUGCGAGGAAGGCUAUGCUAGAGAAAGGAGAUCACAGGGGAUCCUUCCAGAGAAACCAAGGCAGGAACUUUGCACCUAGGGGCCGAAACUUUAAGUGUGGAGGCUUUGUUCCACUACAGAAUCAAGGACAGAACAACUUCAAAGGACCAAAUAACACUGGUAACCAAGGGAGAAGGUUCGGAAAGCAACAACAAAAUGAGCUAAGUUGUCAAAGGUACGGGAAAUAUUAUCUUGGAGUCCUAUGUAGAGUAGGAUCACGAGUGUGUUACUUUUGUGGACGACCCGGGCACCUAGUCAGGAAUUGUCUAGAAAAGAAGAAGUAUGAGGCUGGUAGGAUACAGCAACCAGAGAAAGUGUUCCCUACUUCUGCAGCAAGUGCCGAGGGAUCUGAGACCUUGAUUAGACAUAAUAGUGAAGUAGCUAGUAACGUUUUAAAUGAUUUAUUUGAUUUUGGAGCGACACAUUCAUUCAUAGCAUUUGAAAAGGUUACUGAAUUGGAAUGA
This is a messenger RNA of Arachis ipaensis, 996 nucleotides long. The record is from RefSeq and is a predicted model, not a curated record. NCBI's taxonomy places the organism in Eukaryota, Viridiplantae, Streptophyta, Magnoliopsida, Fabales, Fabaceae.